Messenger RNA from Amphibalanus amphitrite, 607 nucleotides. Its product is annotated as keratin-associated protein 6-2-like. The transcript is spliced from 2 exons. The coding region runs from base 36 to 377 and encodes 113 amino acids. Lineage: Eukaryota; Metazoa; Arthropoda; Thecostraca; Balanomorpha; Balanidae. The record is from RefSeq and is a predicted model, not a curated record.
CCGCCGGAGACUCCCUCCCACACGGCUCAGUCGAGAUGAACGCCAGGAUUCUGCUCGUGCUGUGCGCCCUGGUGGCCGCAGUUUCCGCCUCCGGCCACGGCCACGGCCACGGCUACGGCCACGGCUACGGCCACGGCUACGGCCACCGGUACGGACGUUCUCUGGGGCACGGUUACCGUUACGGACACCGACACGGACGGUCCGUGAACUACGGCUACGCCAGCCACGGCUACGGUCAUGGUAACCACUACGGCUACGGUCACCACCGCUACGGCCGCUCGGCUCCCUACAGCCACCCUGGCUACGGCUACGGCUACAGCCAUGGCUACGGCUACCUUCACCACCCCUACGCCCGCUCGGCUUCCUACGGCUACUGAGCCACCACGGCUACGGCCACGGCUACGUCGCUGUGAGGAGGCCUGUGUACGGCCCGCACCCGAGCCGCGACCCGCACCAUUAGUGGGACCUCUCCGGAGUGACGGCUGCUGAACAGUGCUGCUUUGUCUCGGAACAACACGGCCAUGUGGCGGGGAGAUUGUCUCGGGAGAGAAAAUUCUCCCUGCAUGCUCAUGGCCCAAAACCUGUCAUCAAAUAUAUGUCACUGCUA